Molecule: messenger RNA, 2009 nt
Organism: Manis javanica (Malayan pangolin)
Lineage: Eukaryota; Metazoa; Chordata; Mammalia; Pholidota; Manidae
Gene: CTSF
Product: cathepsin F
Biological process (GO): proteolysis
Molecular function (GO): cysteine-type peptidase activity
Source: RefSeq, a predicted model, not a curated record
CUUGCGUCGCGUAAAUAAACAAAUGCGCAGGCGCCCCCGGCCGGAGCCCAUUGGUCGCUGCCUCGCCGCAGGAGUAGUGGGUGGGACGCAGCCCCUCUGGCUGCUCCGGCUCUGCCCGGUAGGUCGGUCAGCGAGUCGGGUGGUCGGUGUGUCCGGGCGGUGCGCGUUCGCCAUGGCGCGCUGGCUGCAGCUGCUGGCGCUGCUGUGGCUGCUCCCGGGCGCAGCCCCAGCCCAGUCCAGCCCAGCAGCCAGCAAUGAGGCCUGGGUAUCUGCGUCCCCGGAGUUAAUGGGCCCCGCCCGCUACGCCCUGGAGAUGUACAACCACGGUCGGGCUGCCGGGACGCGGGCAGCGCUGGGAUCCGUGCGCGGUCGCGUACGCCGGGCCGGCAGGGGGAUGGUGUUCUCCCUGAAGGCGACCCUGGAGGAGCCACCCUGCAACGACCCCACGGUGUGCCAGCUCCCAGUGGCCAAGAAAACCCUGCUCUGCAGCUUCGAAGUCCUGAAUGAGCUAGGAAAACACGUGCUGCUGAGGCGGAACUGCCGCCCAGUGGAAACCAAGGUUACAGAUGACAGAAGUGAGACUUUGAGUUCUGUCCUUCCACUGUCGAACAAGGCUCCCCUGCCCCAGGACCUUUCUGUGUGGAUGGUUUCCACCUUCAAGGAAUUUGUCACCAAAUAUAACCGGACAUAUGAGACGAAAGAGGAAGCCCAGUGGCGCAUGUCCGUGUUUGCCAGUAAUGUGAUACGAGCGCAGAAGAUCCAGGCCCUGGACCGUGGUACAGCUCAAUAUGGGGUCACCAAAUUCAGUGACCUCACAGAGGAGGAAUUCCGCACCUUCUACCUGAAUCCCCUCCUGAAAGAGGAACCAGGCAGGAAGAUGCGCCUAGCCAAGGCCGUUCUUGACCCCGCCCCACAUGAGUGGGACUGGAGGAAUAAGGGGGCUGUCACCAAAGUCAAGGACCAGGGUAUGUGUGGCUCCUGCUGGGCCUUCUCAGUCACGGGCAACGUGGAGGGCCAGUGGUUCCUGAAACGGGGGGCCUUGCUCUCCCUCUCGGAGCAGGAGCUCUUGGACUGUGACACGGUGGACAAGGCCUGCCUGGGCGGCUUGCCCUCCAACGCCUACUCAGCCAUAAAGACUCUGGGAGGGCUGGAGACAGAGGAUGACUACAGCUACCAUGGCCACUUGCAGACCUGCAGCUUCUCUGCAAAGAAGGCCAGAGUCUACAUCAAUGACUCAGUGGAGCUGACCCAGAAUGAGCUGAGUGAGGCCCCAGCCCUUGCUCCAGGUCUCACCGACUCCUCCCAGCCUCUUCCUGGUGUCAGCCCCCUACUCCUUCUUCCCCGCUGCAGUUCUACCGCCGUGGGAUCUCCCACCCACUGCGGCCCCUCUGCAGCCCUUGGUUCAUUGACCAUGCCGUGCUGCUCGUGGGCUACGGCAACCGCUCUGACACCCCAUUCUGGGCCAUCAAGAACAGCUGGGGCAGUGACUGGGGCGAGGAGGGUUACUACUACCUGCAUCGUGGGUCUGGGGCCUGUGGUGUGAAUACCAUGGCCAGUUCGGCUGUGGUGAACUGAGGAGCACCAGCUCAGGACCUGGUGCUGACCAGAGCAGGCCCUUCCCCAGCCUGCAUGUCCAAGAGGCACAGCUGGCUGAGGGAUAGGCACCGGGUAUCUCAGGGUGAGCAAAGGGCACUGGGCUAGGGGCACAGACUAUUCCUCUGCACCCCACUCCCACCUGGAAGUUCCCCAACUGUGCCUUUGUUGAACUGUGGUAGCCAGGAGGAUCGGGGGGUUAAGGAUGGUGUCUUGUCAGCUGGAGCUAGGGCAAGAACCUUGGAGUUGGGUGAGGAGCAGGGGGGCACCUCUGGCUUUGUGCCCUGGCUUUCCUGUGUCUGAUACUAUAAAUUUUCGGAUUUCCUUGGAUUUGGGGGCAGUGUUCCCUUCUACAUCUAGAGAAACUGUUACAACCAACCUUUCUAACAGCAAUAAAGUGGUGUUCUAGGCCCCAG